Messenger RNA from Lucilia cuprina (Australian sheep blowfly), 1175 nucleotides. RefSeq lists its product as uncharacterized. The coding region runs from base 117 to 893 and encodes 258 amino acids. The record is from RefSeq and is a predicted model, not a curated record. NCBI's taxonomy places the organism in Eukaryota, Metazoa, Arthropoda, Insecta, Diptera, Calliphoridae. The transcript is spliced from 3 exons.
UGAAUUGAAUCUGUCAAAAACACCGAAACAAAACAAAAACAAUCAAUUGCAGACAAAUUAGCAAAUAGUUUAAAAAAAUGUUUUCUUUUUAUUAAUUAUAAAUAAUUUAACUAAAAAUGUGUGUAAUAAUUUGCAUAAAUGAUUAUUGGCAACAUAAAAUCUACUAUCAUAUUGUGCCCUCCAAACAAAAUAUCAACAAUAACAAUUUGAACAGAAUCGACUAUAAUUUAGAAGUUUUGCAAAAAAUCAAAAGGACAACCAAAUGUUCAAGUGUUAAUAAACUGCCGGUAUUGAAACGUUUAAAAUGGGAAAUUGAUGGUAUAAAUUAUUAUUAUUUGCAAAAGGAAUUAUUAAACUUUGUGGAAUAUAGAAAAGUGCUGAGUACUUGGCUGCAGUUAAAAGGAGUGCAAUUAUUAUGGUUACAAAUUGUUAAGCCGGAGAGGGAUAUAAUCGAUUGGAAAUGGAAUCGUAUGCUGGCUGUUAUAUUAUGGGAAAAAAUAGAAAUCGAAUAUCUAAUGUCCUGGUUAUCUACCUUAGGAGGAGCUUUUUCAGCUUUAGGCGAACAAUUCUCCAAAUGCGCUGAAAUGGCUGGCAAAAUAUCACAGAAACAACUUAUGAUUGGUAUUAAACUGGGCGACCCUUUCCUACAAUCUAGAUGUAAACUUUUUUACAGUAUAUCAUUAAUACAAACAGGUCGUUUGAGAUCUGCUAAGUAUAUCAUAAGACAACAGUAUAACUUUGCUCGUAGCCAUGCCGAAGUGGAUGGACGUUUAGUUAAAAUGUGCAAAGGAAUAUGGUUAAAAUUACAAUACGAAUAUGGCUUAAGGCUGAAAUCACGCAAAAAAGAAAAAGAAUUACAAAAUCAAAAAACUAAUGGUGCCGGUGACAAAUAGUUGUCACUUUUUAUCUUUAAACUGCUGUUGAACUCAGGACGAGUGGAAAUGUUUACUAAAAGUGGAAGAAAAAUUUUUAUAUUGUUUAUUUCUUAAUAUUGUUUAAUUUAGCUUUUUUGUGGUUUUGUUGUGUGAGUUUUUCUAAAAACCUUUUAAAGAUUAAAGCUUUUAGUUUAAAUGCUUUUUCUUUUUGAUUUUGAAAGGUAUUUGUUAUAAUGGAAAUGUAAUAGUGUCCAAUUAUUGAAAUAAAACUUGAUAAUUUUGAAUAAAAACGUGUGGAAA